UUAAUAUUAAAAAGAACUACAUACAUAUGUACAUAUUGUUUUUUUUUCUAUUAGAAUGUGAAUCAAAAAAUUAAUAUUUUGUAUUUAUUUUUCAACAUAGAAAAUAUAUUCGGGUACGGGUUAAAGAUAAUGAAAACAGAAAAUAUUUAUACUUCCGUUGCUUGCAAUCGAACACCUGCCUGUUUAGAUUGGGGAAACAAUGGUCUUGUUGUGUAUGGAGCAUGUUGCGGCAUUUGCUUGCUGAACGUAGAAUUUCAACAAUCAGCUAAGAUAGUAAGAACCUUCGUAAAGCACGAGAAACCCGUGAAUUGUGUGAAAUGGAUACGAAGAUUAAAUGGAGAAAAGGUAACAAACUUUGUAUCUGGCGGAAGUGACGGCCUAGCUAUUAUGUGGGAUAUUUCUGACGAAAUUACCUGCAACCCAAUAAUUUUAAAAGGUCAUUCAAACGCGGUUUAUUUAAUCGAUGGAAUAUAUAAGGAAAAAGAGAUUUUUAUAGCCACAGCUUCUUCUGAUUCAACAGUUCGAUUAUGGUCUAUAGUGAGUGAAAAUGCUGAUUGUUUUCAAAUAUUGAAUCUUGGAAAAGGAAUCUGCCUAGGAUUGGUUGUUUCUAUAUUGCCAAAAUAUAAUAAGGCAAUUCUUGCAAAAGCUAGUGAUGAUAAUAGCAUUUCAAUUUGGGUAGAAACUGACAUUCCAGAGAAAAGUAAUUUUCAAAAAUUACAUAACUUAAAAGGUCAUGAUGACUGGGUAAGAGGGUUGGAUUUUGUCAUCACAAAUGAAAACGAUUUAUUAUUAUGUAGUUCCUCUCAAGAUACAUUUAUUAGGUUAUGGAAAAUAUCACCUAGAACAGAUGAUGAAGAAUGUUCAAAUAAAAAAAAAGGAAAUAAUGAAAUCGAAAUUGAAGAAAAUUUGUUUUCAGUCUCGGAUAAUUCAUAUAAAAAUAUAACAGUUGCCAUAAGUGUCGAAUCGGUUUUGCAGGGACAUGAAGGUUGGGUUUAUGGUGUCCAGUGGUAUAAAAAUAGUGAAGGCAUUAUUAAACUUUUAUCAGCUUCGAUGGACAAAACUUUAAUAAUUUGGGAAUUUGAUGCAGAUAUAGGAGUUUGGACUGAAAGAUUCCGAUUAGGUGAAGUUGGUGGAAAUUCCUUAGGCUUUUUUGGAGGUAAAUUUUCUUCUGAUGGCAAAUCUAUAAUAGGUCACAGUUUUCAAGGAGGUUUGCAUAUAUGGAAGCAGUCUGAAAUAAAUGAAAGUGUCUGGGAACCAAGGAUAACGGUUUCGGGACAUUUCCAAGAAGUACGUGAUCUAUCUUGGGAGCCUGGAGGAGAGUUUUUUUUUUCGGUGUCUGCCGAUCAAACAACAAGAAUUCAUGCUCCAUUUAAAAGAACUGAUGGCGAAUGCAGUAGUACAUGGCAUGAAGUAGCACGACCCCAAAUUCAUGGAUAUGACAUGCAAACCAUUGCUACUAUCGGUAGAUACAAAUUUGCAAGCGGGGGAGAAGAAAAAAUUAUAAGAAUGUUUCAAGCAACAGUUGAUUUUAUUAAAAACUUCCGAUCUAUAUGUAAAAUUUCGACGGAUCAAGAAGGUGAUGAGAUACUUGAAAGUCUACCUAAAGGAGCGUCGGUUCCGUCCCUUGGGUUAUCUAACAAAGCAGUAUAUAUUGCAGAAGAAACGAGUGAAGAAAGGCCCUUGAAAGAUGAAUAUCCUGAAAACUAUUAUGCUUCAGUUUCUUUGAAAGCUCCUCCUCAAGAAGAAAUUCUAAUGCAAAAUACGCUCUGGCCCGAAAUUCAUAAACUCUAUGGUCAUGGUUUUGAAAUCUAUGCUUUGUCGUCCUCGAAAAAUUCCAAAUGGCUUGCCUCUUCAUGUAGAGCAACUUCUGCCGAGCAUGCACAUAUUUUACUUUGGGAUACGGAAUCUGGAAAACAUGUACAAAAAUUGAUGUCGCAUCAGUUAACUGUGACCCAAUUAUGUUUUUCACCAAAUAACGAGUAUCUUUUGUCAGUAUCUCGUGAUCGAAGUUGGACUUUAUUUCGAAAUUUUUCAAACAACGGUGAAACGAAUUUUAUGCUAGAGGCGAAAUCUGAAAAAUCUAAUGGGAUCCAUACUAGAAUUAUUUGGUCGUGUGAUUGGUCUCAUGAUUCAAAAUUGUUCGCUACAUCCUCCAGAGAUGGCAAAGUUGUUCUGUGGAUCAAAGGAGAAACGGAAAGUCAAAACAGUUUAAAAAAAUGGAAAGCGUUGGAAUGUCUCGAAAUUCCUGGACAAUCAAUUACUGCGGUAUGUUUUGCUCCACAUUAUUUCAAAGACAAUGAAAACGAAUAUCUAAUAGCUAUUGGAUUUGAAAGUGGAAAUAUAAGAAUUUACAAAUUUUUUGAUACUUUUGAACACAUACGCACAAUUCCAAAAGAAGAAGCACAUCACCUAACAGUGAAAAAAUUACAAUUUAGUCCAAAAUGUGGAAAAAUGCUAUUGGCUAGCUGUGGGGAAGAUAAUUUUGUUAGGAUUAUUGAACUUAAAUGUUGAUUUAUCAGUAAACUUUUUGUCAUUAAUAAAAUAUUUAUAGUGAAAGUACGGGAAUAAAUCAGUUAAAUAAUUCAAAAUUUUUGUAAAUACAUAUGUAUAUUGUUCUUGGUCUACCUUUUUGAUAAAAGUGCUGUUGUAGAUAUAGUAAAUAUAUAUAAAUUUCUUGCUAUUUGCUGUAUGUGCAAUAAACCUGAUUUAUAAUUAGUGAACAAUAAAUUUGGCGUCUCAAGAUUUAGCCUAUAUAACCGAUUUACUAAAAUAUUUUACUAAAUAUGUCUCAAAAUACUAUUAAUCUUGAAUCUAGACACAAAUAUAAAUUAUAGUUCUUAACAGUAAUGUAAAUUAAUAAAAAAUUAAAAUUAAAAACCAAAAUAAAUGCUAUUAAAGCAG
Condylostylus longicornis is the source of this 2901-nucleotide messenger RNA. It is a transcript of the gene Elp2, whose product is annotated as elongator complex protein 2. Gene Ontology annotation, biological process: tRNA wobble uridine modification. Bases 130 to 2511 code for a protein of 793 amino acids. Gene Ontology annotation, cellular component: elongator holoenzyme complex. The record is from RefSeq and is a predicted model, not a curated record. The transcript has a single exon. NCBI's taxonomy places the organism in Eukaryota, Metazoa, Arthropoda, Insecta, Diptera, Dolichopodidae. Gene Ontology annotation, molecular function: protein binding.